Molecule: messenger RNA, 23503 nt
Organism: Coregonus sp. 'balchen'
Lineage: Eukaryota; Metazoa; Chordata; Actinopteri; Salmoniformes; Salmonidae
Source: the annotation of a GenBank genome assembly
CUCUAUUUGGUUUAGGGUAAAUAUCUGAGCAGAAGAAUGGGAUGAAGACUGAUAUGUACUCAUGAUAUGAGUUUAUAACAAUAACUAUAAUUUACCAAAUGUGUUCGCAAAGGUAAAACAAUUUGCAAUUCAUUCCAAAGAGGACAACGCCCUCACAAAAUACAUGAGAAAUGUAUGCCAUUAGAUAGCUAGAAACUGGCUGACAGUUUUUGGCUAGAUAUUAUUCUGCAGAGCUAACGUUGGCAAGUUAGCUUGCUGCUAGCAAGUUAGCUAACUUGCUAGCGUUAUCGUCGGACAAGCUAAUAGCUAACUUAACUAGCUAACCCAAAUAGUAGUUCGCUUGCCAUUUAGUCUGUGAAAUACAUGGAUUUCAUUCAUAUAUUCAUCUAACUUUCUUUGCCCUUGUCAUAUCACCAUCUUUUAGUUAGCUAACUAUACGUUAGUUAGGUAGUUAGCCCUGUUAAAAAUGUAACGUUAGCUAGCUAACUUAGCCACCUUACUUAUUGCAAAGUUAACUAGUUACUGUAGCAUUAGUUACCAUAGUAAAUUGACAACUAACGGCCAGCUAGCUAAACGUUUUGUUGCUAAUUAAUAUACUAUCUUUCGAUCAUUAAAUGUUCAUAUAACGCUUGAUUUAUCACUCGACUAUUGCCACUUUUAAUAACCGACAUGCUAGUUGGCUAACUAACCGCUUGUGUAACUUUAGCUAGUUAGCGGUAAUCUAGCUAGCUAGUUUACGAUAGCCUGCUAGCUAACUACCUCGUUUAGUAAAUUAGGCUAGCUAGCUAUCUUAGUAAAUUAGGCUUGGUAGCUAUCUUAGUAAAUUAAGCUAGCUAGCUAGUUAAAGAAUAAUAUGAAAAUAUAUGGUUGACGUUUGUUAGUCAACUCAACAUACGAGUUGAUUAACUAGCUAACUAGCACUGGUAUGAAUGAUUGUGCAUGAUGUUUUAAUUAGUAAAAGGUGUCAGUUGGGUGAGUAUAUGUGGUGUCAUUUUAGCCAGAAUAGAUUCUGACCCUACACUUGCUUACAGUUGCACUGGGGUCAGACAGGCUUCCUGUUUACAUUAAGACACUGCUGAGCUGGCACAAGAUAUGGCUCAGAAAACGUACCUCAAUACAGGGAUGAGAAAUGCAUUGUACUCUGAAUUGUCCCAUUAUUCCAACUGUUACACCGAGAAGAUUGAACGACUGAUAGCUAAUAGCCACAGCUGCCAUUAUGGAAUUGCUGCUGUGGCUUCUGCUACCUACUAUGAGGACGAAAAGGUCACUUUUAUGGAAAAACUAGAAGUCAUUCAAUCUUCUGUGUAACAGUUGGUAUAAUGGGAGAAUUCGGAGUACAAUGAAUUUCUCAUCCCUCGAUUGAGGUACUUUUUUUGAGCUAUAUCUUGCACCGGCUCCGCGGUGUCUUAAUCGAAACUGGAAGCCUGUCUGACCCCAAUGCAGCUGUAAACAAGUGUAGGGUCUGAAUCUAUUCUGGCUAGUGGCAUGUCUGAACAGCUUGUUUGAAAGCCAGUUGGCUUACUAGAGAGGACGUUAGCUAGCUAGCCAGCUAUCUGUUUGAAGAACGUUUUUGCUUUAUGAAUCAACUGGAAUACUGCUGACCAAUGUGAGCAAACUAUCAUGCUAGCUAGCUAGUUCAACAAGACAAUAUUGUUCAUUCUGUUACUUAAGCCAUAUAGCUAGCUAGCUAAUCACCUUCCCAUAGGGUGCCAAUUGAACGGGUAUCAGAUAGUUAACCUUCGUGUAGGGUUGUGGGUUCGUUUCCCACGGGGGGCCAGUAUGAAAAUGUAUGCACUCACUAACUGUAAGUUGCUCUGGAUAAGAGCGUCUGCUAAAUGACUAAAAUGUAAAAUGUUAACCUGGUCUAACCAUGACCUUUUUGUUUUGUUUUCAGCUGCCACAGACAGACAGAUCAUCAGUCUCCAGACGUUGUGAAGAUGAGCAAGAAGGUUCCUUAUCGUCCAGGGAUCACUUUUGAAGUUGGUGCUAGAAUUGAAGCUCAAGACUAUCUACAAAAAUGGUAUGUAACAGUCAAGUUCCUUUAUGUAAUUGUGUGCAUAGUGAAACAUAGUAGAGGUUUUAUUUUGUUCUUGUUUUCAUUUGUCUUCUGUCUUAUACAACCCAGGUACUCCUCACGCAUUGAGGACAUUGAUUUCGAUGAGGGGAAGAUGCUUGUCCACUUUGAUCGUUGGAGCCAUCGCUAUGACGAGUGGAUCGCCUGGGACAGCACUCGACUGCGGCCUCUUGAAAGGCCAACACUCCGUAAAGAGGGACUGAAGGAAGAGGAGGGGGAGAUGACUGUAGGUGUUUUUGUCCAGCCACAGACUAUUUCUCAAUUAGUCUCUCCACGGUUCCUCGCAUCCUAUUUCCUUGACGCGUUCUCAAUCGUAUUGGAGGAGAAGGUCCAAGGUCCCUCCCCUCAGACCUUCUUCUCCAUUUGAGAAGAUGUGAGGAAUUGAGAAAAUAUUAAUUGGGAGAGUCACAGACUCCCCCACGUACUGUGGCUUGCAAUAUAUGGAUGGAUUUGAUUAAACUCAUAUGGCAUGCCAAGAACUCACAACGUCUUUCUCUGGGUUAGAGACAGUUUGCCUCAUGAGGAGUUUUGUAGCAGAUGGAUGAGUGUGCAGUCAAUCGGAUGAGUGAUAGAUGGAUAGUAGUAACAUAAAGAUUCUGAGUGAACUAAAUUUUAAAAGAAUUAACAAAUUGUUUAUGCCUUAUAUCUUAUAAAUAUUUCUACCAGGAGAGACUCAGCGAGAUGUCAGCAUCUCGCCUUGAUGAGCUUCCUGGAUGUACAGAGAGCACAGAGGACCAAACAGAGUUACCGCAGCCGAGACAAGUAUACAUACAUUCCCAGUGUCCCAUUUUUCAGUGAUUUGGCUGAAUUAUUAACUGCUUGGUCUCACUCACUGUUUCGGUUCUUCACAUAACACAGCUUUGGUCAAAACUGUCAGAUCAUUUUUGUUGAGGCAUAACUGAAUCUGACAUAUAGCUAUACCAGAGUUUAGGCCGUUGCCAUACUGCAGCGCUAUACUGUGGUCUAAAGGGGCUCAUUCUGUGUCAUUCAAGCUUUUUGUCUUUGUGUUCCUGUCAUAUGUUUGUAACAUUUAUCUUUGAGCUUUUCGUGUUACAAACUUUCCCCUUUGCCUUAAAGGUCCAAUGCAGCCGUUAUUAUCUCAAUAUUAAAUCAUUUAGUACCAUACUGUGAUUGUUUUCAAUUAAAAUGGUCAAAAAGAAACAAAAAUAGCUUCUUAGCAAAGAGCCAUUUCUCAAGCAAGGAUUUUGCUAGGACUGUCUGGGAGUGGUCUGAAUGAGGAGGGGAAAACUGAAAACUUGCUGUUGUUGGCAGAGAGGUUUGGAACUCUCUUUCUUAUUGGUCUAUUAACUAAUUUACCACCUGGUGAUGUCACCAGGCACUCCAAAACUCCAUCCCAACCGAAACAGGCUGAAAUUUCAGGCGGCCUUUUCAAACAGCUCUUACACUAAAAGGGCAUUAUCAUUUCACAGUAUUAUUCCAACCUCAGUGUGGAAAUGUAUAUAACACACAGGAAAUCACGUUUUUUUUACUGCACUGGGCCUUUAAUGAAAUGUUCAAGCUACACUUGCAACCUUACAAGAAAUUCCUUACAUCCUGAAUCAGAAAACAUUUAGUGCUUCUACAGUAAUGUGGAUACAAGUACAGUAUCUAUACUGGACAAAAAUAUAAAUGCAACAAUUUCAAAGAUUGUACUGAGUUACAGUUCAUAGAAAAAAAAUCUGUCAAUUGAAGUAAAUUCAUUAGGCCCUAAUCUAUGGAUUUCACGACUGGGCAGGGGAGCAGCCAUGGGUGGGCCUGGAAGGUCAUAGGCCCACCCACUUGGGAGCCAGGCACAGCCAAUCAGAAUUCGUUUUUUUCCCACAAAAGGGCUUUAUUACAGACAGAAAUACUCCUCACCAAACUUUUGUAUCUCAUGACACGUGUUUGUGAAAUACAUAUUUAGAGUAAUGGAGGUUUGUGUUUGGCUUGUUUUACAGGAAUUGAGAGAUGGUGAAGAGGUGCUUGCUCGAUGGACAGAUUGUCGCUACUAUCCUGCAAAGAUUGAAUCUGUAAACAAAGAGGGUAUUUAUCACUUUAACUAUUUCUAAGACAGGAGCAGGACAUAUGGCCAGUACACACAACACACUGACUUGCAAUUGUGUUCCCCAACCUAAGUGUCUUUGUUCAAUUCUAGGUACCUACACGGUGCAGUUUUAUGAUGGAGUUAUUCGCUGUGUGAAAAGAAUUCAUAUCAAAUCCAUGCCCGAUGAUGCAAAAGGACAGGUGAGCUGGUCACAUGAUCAUACAAUCAAUUCUGGAAUCAGCAUGAGCAUGGCAUUCCUCCAAUAGAAGAAAGAAACAUAGCUUAGUAAGAAUCUGGCAUUAUAGCUAAGAAUCUGGCAUUAUAGCUAAGAAUCUGGCAUUAUAGCUAAGAAUCUGGCAUUAUAGCUAAGAAUCUGGCAUUAUAGCUAAGAAUCUGGCAUUAUAGCUAAGAAUCUGGCAUUAUAGCUAAGAGUCUGCAUUACACUGUGUGCACAAUUAUAAGGCAAGUUGUAUGUUUGAGGAUUAAUUUUAUUAUUGAACAACUACAGUGCUCUCGGUCAAUCCAAAAUGUUAAUAAACCUCAACCUGAAUAUUUAAGUAAAAGUGAGGUUUUGGCUUUCUUUGGAGAAUAUCUAUGUGUGCACAAUUAUUGGGCAACUAUUAGUGUGCAGAAUUAUUAUGCAACUAAAUGAAAAACGAAAAGUUCCCCAUCUCACUUGUUUAUUUUCAUCUGUUAAAGUGAGAAUAAUAAACAAACAACUCAACAUUUACAAAUAAACAUUUCUGACAUUUCAACAACAAAAAAUCAGUGACCAAUAUAGCCACCCUUCUUUUCAAUAACAGUCAUAAGCCUUCCAUCCAUGGAGUCUGUCAGUUUCUUGAUCUGUUGACGAUCAACUUUUUGUGCAGCAGCAACCACAGCCUCCCAGACACUGGUCAGAGAGGGGUACUGUUUUCCUUCACCGUAAAUCGACCGUUUAAGAAGGGACCACAAGUUCUCAAUAGGGUUUAGGUCAGGUGAGGAAGGGGGCCAUGUCAUUAUUGUUUCAUCUUUAAGGCCUUUACUGGCUAGCCACGCAGUGGAGUACUUCGAUACAUGCGAUGGAGCAUUGUCCUGCAUAAAAAUCAUGGUCUCUUGAAAAGAUGCAGACUUUUUCCUGUACCACUGCUUGAAGAAAGUGUCUUCUAAAAACUGGCAGUAGGUUUGGGAGUUGAGUUUGAGUCCAUCUUCAACUCGAAAAGCUCCAACUAGCUCAUCUUUAAUAAUACCAGCCCAUACCAGUACCCCACCUCCACCUUGCUGGCGUCUGAGUCGAAGUGGAGCUCCGUGCCCGUUACUGAUCCAGCCAUGGGCCCAUCCAUCUGGUCCGUCAAGAGUCACUCUCAUCUCAUCAGUCCAUAAAACCUUUGAAAAAUCUGUCUUCAGAUAUUUCUUGGCCCAGUCUUGACGUUUCAACUUAUGUGUCUUGUUCAGUGGUGGUCGGGUUUCAGCCUUCCUUACCUUGGCCAUGUCUCUGAGCACUGAACACCUUGUACUUCUGGGCACUCCAGGUAGGUUGCAGUUCUGGAAUAUGACAGCACUGGAGGAUAAUGGGUUCCUGGUAGCUUCACGUUUGAUUCUUCUCAAAUCUUUGGCAGUUAAUUUGCGUCUUUUUUUCUCAACACGAUUCUUGCAACCCUGUUGACUAUUUGCAACAAAACGUUUGAUGGUUCUGUGAUCACGCCCCAAUAUCUUAGCAAUUUCAAGAGUGCUGCAACCUUCAGAGUCAGUUAAAUCUCUUUUUUGGCCCAUUUUGCCUGAGGAAAAGAAGCUGCCUAAUAAUUAUACACACCUUGAUGUAGGGUGUUGAUCUCCUUAGGCCACACCCUCCCUCAUUACACAAAUACACAUCACCUGAUAUGCUUAAAUCCAAUAAGCAUUCCAGUUUAUGCAGCUUGGAGUUGGGAAAUAUGCAUAAUAAUGAUGAUAUGGUCAAAAUACUGACUUGCCUAAUAAUUGUGCACACAGUGUAUAGCUAAGAAUUGGCAUUUAUAGAUAUACUGAUUAAUAGAAGGCAAGUAAAAAUUCCUGAAAGUCUAUUGUAGGUUGUAGACAGUGUAGGAUACCAUAAUUUUCUAUUUCACUUCUCCCUCUUUUUCAGAAGGUAAAGGGCAACAGGGAAUUGCUGGAUUUAAUGCGAAGGCUGAUUCCCACAGUCCUGGCAGGAUAGACUUGCUGGCAUCUCCCUUGUUCCAACCAGCAGACACUCUCCAAGGAGACCACAGUCUAAUCUUACUUACUACUUAAUUAAGAUUUCAUUUAUUUGACUUAGAAUGUUUUUACUUUAGUGUGCAGCACACUUGGAAAGUAGUAGCUAAUAGUUAAAACAGAUGUCCGUACAGGCUAAAUAUAGUGAUUCUUUACUAUUGAGGCUUACUGUUUUCUCACCGACCAAGGUCGUGACCUAGUCUUACAUCUAGAGAAUCUCUUUAGUCAGGGUUAAGCAGGUUCCUUCUCCACACACUAAGUCCGAGUCCCAAAUGGUAGUAGGGGUACCAUUUGGGACGUAACCUAAUUAACUUACAGCAGCAGCCUAUAGAAUAGAUGCAUUUAUCAGACGUUUGAUCUAACCAGGAGUCUCUUAAUACUACUAAUAAUAACAAAAUAUGAAUACAUUGGAUUUAAAGUGCCUUUCAAACAACAACAAGGACAAUGUACAACAAAACUAAAUAGAAAAAAAAGCUAUGGAUAAAACAACUCUCUCCUCCAACAGGACUGGAUAGCCCUGGUUAAAGCUGCCUCGGCUGCAGCCAAGGGCAAAGGAAGCAGUACAGCUCGUACCAGUGCCAACAGCAACAAGGACAGGGACGACCCUCACGGAGGGAAGUCUGACGAUGAGGAUGGUGAAGAAGAGAUGGAUGAAGAGCUGCAGGAUCAGUCCGACUCUGACAAACUGGGUAACUUGAGUCCUCUCCUUAUGGUCUCCUGGUCAAAAGUAGUGCACUAUAUAGGGAACUAUAUUGGGACACAGCCUUAAAAAUGAAUUGUAAUUUCUCAGUGCCUGUUGUCAUGUAGCCAGUAUGUUAGUAUCAUACAGCAGUGAUAUGGAGUAGUGGUAUCAUUUAGAUGUUACUGUUGUCAUGUAGCCAGUAUGUUAGUAUCAUACAGCAGUGAUAUGUAAAGAAUCACUGUUCUCCUGAGUGGCGCAGUGGUCUAAGGCACUGCAUCGCAGUGCAAACUGUGCCACUAGAGAUCCUGGUUCGAAUCCAGGCUCUGUCGCAGCCGGCCGCGACCGGGAGACUCAUGGGCGGCGCACAAUUGGCCCAGCGUCGUCCAGGGUAGGGGAGGGAAUAGCCGGCAGGGAUGUAGCUCAGUUGAUAGAGCAUGGCGUUUGCAACGCCAGGGUUGUGGGUUCGAUUCCCACGGGGGGCCAGUAUAAAAAAAAUAUGUAUUCACUAACUGUAAGUCGCUCUGGAUAAGAGCGUCUGCUAAAAUGACUAAAAUGUAAAUAUGGAGUAGUGGUAUCAUUUAGAUGUUGCUGUUUCACCCCAGAGGGUCCAGGCCUGUAAAACCGCAGGUCAUAUUUCACCCCAGGGCCCUCAUUCUUAGUUAACCAUCACAUUUACAAUGUGUCUCCCAAAUGGCACCCUAUUCCCUUUACAGUGCACUACCUUUGACCAGGGGACUGGGUCAAAAGUAGUGCACUAUAGAGGAUACAGGGUGCCAUUUGGGAGACACAUUGUGUGUUGGGUUCCAACCGGUCCUAUUCCUCUGUCUUCAGGAUCCCAUGAAGAUGAUGCUGACUGCAAGAAGGAGCGGACAGAAGUCCAGGUGACGUCCCAACAACAGGUACCAGCUAGUCACUACUGUAGUGUAGAUAAUGUCCCAACAACAGGUACCAGCUAGUCACUACUGUAGUGUAGAUAAUGUCCCAACAACAGGUACCAGCUAGUCACUACUGUAGUGUAGAUAAUGUACCAACAACAGGUACCAGCUAGUCACUACUGUAGUGUAGAUAAUGUACCAGCUAGUCACUACUGUAGUGUAGAUAAUGUACCAGCUAGUCACUACUGUAGUGUAGAUAAUGUACCAGCUAGUCACUACUGUAGUGUAGAUAAUGUACCAACAACACGUACCAGCUAGUCACUACUGUAGUGUAGAUAAUGUACCAGCUAGUCACUACUGUAGUGUAGAUAAUGUACCAGCUAGUCACUACUGUAGUGUAGAUAAUGUACCAGCUAGUCACUCACCAAAUAAGGCUAUCUUCUAUAUACCACCCCUACCUUGUCACAACACAACUGAUUGGCUCAAACGCAUUAAGAAGGAAAUAAAUUCCACAAAUUAACUUUUUAAGAAGGGACACCUGUUUAUUGAAAUACAUUCCAGGUGACUACCUCAUGAAGCUGGUUGAGAAAAUGCCAAGAGUGUGCAAAGCUGUCAUCAAGGCAAAGGGUGGCUACUUUGAAGAAUCUCAAAUAUAAAAUAUAUUUUGAUUUGUUUAACACUUUUUUGGUUACUACAUGAUUCCAUAUGUGUUAUUUCAUAGUUUUGAUUUCUUCACUAUUAUUCUACAAUGUAGAAAAAACCUGGAAUGAGUAGGUGUGUCCAAACUUUUGACUUGUACUGUAGAUAAAUAGAUAUAUAAAAAAUUGUGUGUGUAUUUAUAUAUAUAUAUAAAAGACAGACUUUGCUCCAUAGUAUGUUUAUUGGUUUUUCUAAGGUUGUGUCCCAAAUGGCACCCUAUUCCCUAUAUAGUGCACUGCUUUUGACCUAAGCCCAUAACAAAAGUAGUGUACUAAAUAGAGAAUAGGAUCCCAUUUGGCACUCUGCCUAAGAGUCAAUUCAUGGCAGCAAUCCCACGGUGUAUUCCUCGCUGUGUUCCUCCAGAAGGUGCCACGAACAGCAAACCGUGAUUCCAUACAAGGGCAGACCCAGAGAGAGACCCAGAGAGAGACCCAGAGAGAGACUGGGUCCUCAAUGACAGGCUCUCCAGCCAAGUGUCGGAACAGGCGUCUGAAGCACCACUCUGCCGAGUCCAACAGGUAGCUUUUGACAAGAUAGCUGUUGACUUUCAAUGCACCUAAAAAAAUCUGUGAGUUAUUUAUAUAUAUAUAUCAUAGUGUAUUGUAAUCGGGUAAUAAUUGGUAUUUAAUAAUGUCAUUGUAAGUUGUACUUGUAAUUCAGAUUUUUGCUGCUAUUUGUACAAUCAUUUGUCAAUAAUGAGGAACCCAUUCUCAUGGUUAACAGCAACCAGAACCCAGAGACCGUCCAGGCCGCCCUGCUCCAUCACUACUCUGUCCGCUGGGGAGGACACCAUGUCAGCUCCAGAGUCCAUGCUGAGUCCCUCCCCCAGACACAGCUGCCCUGACAUGGCUACCCUCAGGUCGGUCUGCUGAGGGACAGGAUCAUAGUGGAAAAAGUACUACCACUAACUGACUCAAAGUAGUGAAUGCUCUUAGACACAAGUGGUGUUACCAAUAUUUACUUUAUCUAUACAGUUUUUGGAAGAUUUUUUGGGGAAAAAACAAAACUAAUUGCCUCAGAAGACUUAAGGGGUACUAGGGAUGUGAUCACUGUCAGCACAAAACUAUUUUCCAUGAUGAUUCUUACUUGUUCAUUUGGUGGUUGUUAAGUGGCAUGGCUGUGCUUCCUCUUCCAACAGGGCAUGGUGAGGCGGUUCCUACAGGCUCCCCCAGGAGCUCAGAACAGAUCCAGAGGAGGAGACGCUCCCAGCGCCUGGCCACCGUCAGCCCUGAUAUAAACUCUGACUCCAGUGUGACCUCUCACCCCACCACCACCCAGUGCCCUGACCCCUCACCCCAUGGGAGGGAGCACAACACAUCUCACAAAGACCCCUCCUCCACUCCAGAGGGUGAGUGCAGCCUUGAGUGACAGGAUUUCUUCCUGGUUACCUACGUGACCUGGGUCAUAUUAACUAGGAACCAAAUGGAAGCAAAUGGGCCGAAACAGGGAGGGAACUACCUGAACUUGUCAAAUUAGAAAACGCUUGUUUUAAUUUAAAUUAAUUUUUCUACAGUGUGCACUAAUGAACACGACCCUGACCAAGAAACAAGAUGAACAACCAGGAAAGCACAUCUAUUUAUUCACCCCUGAAUCUAUUCUGUGUGUGAUGUUCCUCCUUAGAUCAAGUGGCAAACUCUGUGGAGAGGGCAGAGUCAUCGACCCUCCACAACUACUGUGUCGGCAUACCACCUAAACCUCCAACUACUGCCUCCAUCCUCACACCAUCUCAUUCACCAAUCACACACAGAGACCAGCUGACUGACGGGCCAUCAGCCAAUCAUACGGCAGUGGCAGACAAAUUCCCACCCUUAGCUGCAGGUAAUGCAUGACUGGGCAAGUUAUUUAUUCUCAACGGCUGCAUCUAAAAAUGGCACCCUAUUCCCUACAAAGUGCGCCAAAGUAGUGUACUUUAUAGGGGAAUAGGGUGCCGUUAGGGACACAUUGUACAGUAUAAUGUACACUACCAGUCCAAAGUUUGGACACCUACUCAUUCAAGGGUUUUUCUUUAUUUAUUACAAUUUUUUACAUUGCAGAAUAAUAGUGAAGACAUCAAAACUAUGAAAUAACACAUAUGGAAUCAAGUAGUAAACAAAAAAGGGUUAAACAAAUCAGAAUAUAUUUUAUAUUUGAGAUUCUUCAAAUAGCCACCCUUUGCCUUGAUGACAGCUUUGCACACUCUUGGCAUUCUCUCAACCAGCUUCACCUGGAAUGCUUUUUCAACAGACUUGAAGGAGUUCACACAUAUGCUGAGCACUUGUUGGCUGCUUUUCCUUCACUCUACGGUCCGACUCAUCCCAAACCAUCUCAAUUGGGUUGAGGUCGGGGGAUUGUGGAGGCCAGGUCAUCUGAUGCAGCACUCCAUCACUCUCCUUCUUGGUAAAAUAGCCCUUACACAGUUGGAGGUGUGUUGGGUCAUUGUCCUGUUGAAAAACAUAUGAUAGUCCCACUAAGCCGAAGCCAGAUGGGAUGGCGUAUCGCUGUAGAAUGCUGUGGUAGCCAUGCUGGUUAAGUGUGCCUUGAAUUCUAAAUAAAUCACAGACAGUGUCACCAGCAAAGCACCCCGACACCAUAACACCUCCUCCUCCAUGCUUCACGGUGGGAACUACAUAUGCGGAGAUCAUCCGUUCACCUACACCGCGUCUCACAAAGACACGGCGGUUGGAACCAAAAAUCUUCAAUUUGGACUCCAGACCAAAGGACAAAUUUCCACCGGUCUAUUGUCCAUUCCUCGUGUUUCUUGGCCUAAGCAAGUCUCUUCUUAUUGGUGUCCUUUAGUAGUGGUUUCUUUGCAGCAAUUCGACCAUGAAGGCCUGAUUCACACAGUCCCCUCCGAACAGUUGAUGUUGAGAUGUGUCUGUUACUUGAACUCUAUGAAGCAUUUAUUGGGGCUGCAAUUUCUGAAGCUGGUAACUCUAAUGAACUUAUCCUCUGCAGCAGAGGUAACUCUGGGUCUUCCAUUCCUGUGGUGGUCCUCAUGAGAGCCAGUUUCAUCAUAGCGCUUGAUGGUUUUUGCGACUGCACUUGAAGAAACUUCCAAAGUUCUUGAAAUGUUCCGUAUUGACUGACCUUCAUGUCUUAAAGUAAUGAUUGACUGUCGUUUCUCUUUGCUUUAAUAUGGACUUGGUCUUUUACCAAAUCGUCACAACACAACUGAUUGGCUCAAACGCAUUCCACAAAUUAACUUUUAAGAAGGCACACCUGUUAAUUGAAAUGCAUUCCAGGUGACUACCUCAUGAAGCUGGUUGAGAGAAUGCCUAGAGUGUGCAAAGCUGUCAUCAAGGCAAAGGGUGGCUAUUUGAAGAAUCCAAAAUCUAAAAUAUAUUUUGAAUUGUUUUAACACUUUUUUGGUUACUACAUGAUUCCAUAUGUGUUAUUUCACAGUUUUGAUGUCUUCACUAUUAUUCUACAAUGUAGAAAAUAGUAAAAAUAAAGAAAAACCCUCGAAUGAGUAGGUGUGUCCAAACUUUUGACUGGUACUGUAUGUUAGAUCAUUUCCUAAUCCAUCUGUGUUAUUUAUAGCCCCUGGUAGGAGGACAACCAGGACCCCUAAACUAAACAAGCACACCAGGGAGCCAAGUAGGUUUUCUCCUCAAGCUCAUUCCAUAUUAUUGUAGUUUGAUCGUAUUACGUUUAACCAUGACUUUUCGUUUCCUUCACGGGUUACUGCAAUUAUAAUUAAUGUUCCAAUAAGACGCUGAUCUUUACGAAGUCCUCUCUGUCCGAUAGAAUGAAAGCAUACUCAAACGCGCUUCAGCCCAGCUUGAACAUAAAGGGUGUCAGGUGCUCGACUGAGGGACUUGAUAAUCCAGAAAAGCAUUCCUUUCCCCUCACUGUGCCUCUCUCCUCUGUGUGUCACCUCUCACUCUUUCAGUCAUGAACACCAAGCGGUCUGAUGACCCUACGUCUCCCAACGACCUGGACCACUACAAGUGUAAGAUCCCCGGGUGCUCCAAGGCCUUCCGCAAAGCCAAGCUGCUGGACUACCACCUCAAGUAUUACCACAACGCUGACAAGGACCUCCAGGACUCUGAGCUGACAGGCUCCCCAGACAGGGCUGGUCGUACCCGGGCCACCUCAGCCUCCAUGCCCACCACCACCCUGCUGGAGGUCCCUGACAACGCAAAGAGACGCAGGACUGUCUCCACCUCAUCGUGUAUGGAUUUAGAUUUCAUUCAUUUGAAAACACAGUUAGUUGUAUGUAACAUGAAUACACAAAUUCACAAAACGGUGUUCCAAAUGACACCCUAUUCCCUAUAUAGUGCACUACUUUUGUCCAGAGCCCAACCUUAUACUCUGUCUCACCCCCCUCUGUCCCCCAGCUCUGUCCCUUCAGGGCCAUAUGUUUAUACUGUCUCCUCUGUCCCCUCAGGGCCAUAUGUUUUUAUACUGUCUCCUCUGUCCCCUCAGGGACAUAUGUUUUAUACUGUCUCAUCUGUCCACUCAGGGCCAUAUGUUUUAUACUGUCUCUUCUGUCCCCUCAGGGCCAUAUGUUUUAUACUGUCUCUUCUGUCCCCUCAGGGCCAUAUGUUUAUACUGUCUCUUCUGUCCCCUCUGGGCCAUAGGUUUAUACUGUCUCCUCUGUCCCCUCUGAGCCACAUGUUUAUACUGUCUCCUCUGUCCCCUCAGGGCCAUAUGUUUUAUACUGUCUCCUCUGUCCCCUCAGGGCCAUAUGUUUUAUACUGUCUCCUCUGUCCCCUCAGGGCCAUAUGUUUUAUACUGUCUCUUCUGUCCCCUCAGGGCCAUAUGUUUUAUACUUUCUCCUCUGUCCCCCAGCACUGUCCCCUCCGGGCCAUAUGUUCCAACUGGACUGUACUGGACUGGGGGGCUGUCUGAAACCUCCCAAGUUGAACAGGAAGAAGCGCUCCUCUGCCUCCAUGAGCUCUGACAGCACAGAGCUGUCUCUCCCUCCGCCGCCUCAGGAGAAGAGCUUUGAGUCCCUCCACGACAAGAUCCUGAAGAAGGUGAUCGAUAAGGACAAGCACCUGGAGCCAGGUUAGUGGCAGGGCAGUGGGCCUUCCUGAGGGCGUGUAAGGCUACUUCCCAAAUGGCACCCUAUUCCCUAUAUAGUGAACUGCUUUUGUUUUCAAGAUGUUUUCCAGUUUUAUUGUCACAUGCACAGGAUACAGCAGGUGUAAAACAGCACAGUGAAAUGCUUAAUUGGCCAGCUCUUUCCCAACAAUUAGAAGAAAAACACCUGAAAUACAAGAGAAGAAAAAUAAACAGUCAAAAGUAGUGCACUAUAUAAGGAAUAGGGUGCCAUUUGGGACGUAACUUAAAUCAACACAGUUAGCCGCAGAGGACUGUGAUCACAUUACGUACAUGUCUCCUACAGGAUUAAUGAAGAUUGAGAAGAAGGUGAAACUGGAGGAGAAAUGCCAGAUGAUCGGUGAGAUUGUGUUCAAUUUCUCUUGUUGCGGUCGUACUAAAUAAAGUAUCUCAAUUGUUCCCACAAACGAGUUGAUGAUUAAAUAAUGUUCUGCUUUUCAGGAAAAAAGAAGGACAAGGAUAAAGAGAGGAGGAAAGAGAAGGAUCACUUCAAAAUCAAACAGAAGAAGAAGAAGAAGAAGAAGAGGAAAUCCAAGCAACACUGUACGUUUAGUUGAGGUGCUGUAUCUUAAUGCUUCUCCAAGGGCUCCUGCUGUUGUGAAUCCAAGCCGCACUGUAAGUUUAGUUGCAGGUGCUGUAUCUUAAUGCUUCUCCAAGGGCUCCUGUUGUUGUGAAUCCAAGCGCACUGUAAGUUUUGUUGAGGUGCUGGAUCUUAAUGCUUCUCCAAGGGCUCCUGCUGUUGUGAAUCCAAGCAGCACUGUAAGUUUUGUUCAGGUGCUGUAUCUAAUGCUUCUCCAAGGGCUCCUGUUGUGUGAAUCCAAGCCGCACUGUAAGUUUUGUUCAGGUGCUGUAUCUUAAUGCUUCUCCAAGGGCUCCUGCUGUUGUGAAUCCAAGCAGCACUGUAAGUUUAGUUGAGGUGCUGUAUCUUAAUGCUUCUCCAAGGGCUCCUGCUGUUGUGAAUCCAAGCCGCACUGUAAGUUUAGUUGAGGUGCUGUAUCUUAAUGCUUCUCCAAGGGCUCCUGCUGUUGUGAAUCCAAGCAGCACUGUAAGUUUAGUUGAGGUGCUGUGUCUUAAUGCUUCUCCAAGGGUCCUGCUGUUGUCGUGUAGUAUGUUGUCAUUGAAUGACCAGUCCAUGUUAUAGCUUAUUGUAAACAUAGAUCCAAGAUAAGAUGAGACAAAAUAUAGUGCUUUAUCAAUCCUCAAAGGGGGAUUUGAUUGCACCAGUCAACACACACAACACCAGUAAAUACAUAGGAAAGGAUACACAGGCAUUAGAAGUAGCACAUCAAUGCAUCAUAAAAACGAAUUCUGUGUGUUCUCCCCUGCAGGUUAUUCGGACUACGAUGACAUGUCCCUGUCCUUCCUGGAGCGGUCUACGUCGUUCUACUCUCCCCCCCCCUUCCUCCUCCUCCUCCCUCCAGGCACUGCCUGUACCCCCGAGCCAUCCUCUCUGUCGACCUCACCGGAGAGAGUGAGUGGGAAACGCCUGACAGGGCAACUUUUAUAGAUAUUUAUGUAUAUACAUACAUACAUUACCAGUCAAAAGUUUGGACACCUACUCAUUCAAGGGUUUUUCUUUAUUUUUGUACUAUUUUCUACAUUGUAGAAUAAUAGUGAAGACAUCAAAACUAUGAAAUAACAUAUAUGGAAUCAUGUAGUAACCAAAAAAGUGUUAAACAAAUCAAAAUAUAUUUUAUAUUUGAGAUUCUUCAAAUAGCCACCCUUUGCCUUGAUGACAGCUUUGCACACUCUGCUAGUGUAUGUGUAUCAACCAAGCACAUGUCAUCUUUACGUUAAUGUGCUGUUCAUAUUGUUGAACUCACAUAUAGGCACAAUGUCUGAGAGGUCAGAUUGUUGUUAUUGUUCUUUAUUACACAGCAUUACUCUGAAUCAGACAUGUUGACCCUACAGAAUGGUUGUUUUCUGAGGAGAGACUUUUGUGUCAUAUUCUUAGGAAGUGUACACAUUGCUGAAGAAUAUUGUUGUAGAAUAUUGAAAAAGGAAAGUAUCCUAUCUGCGCACUUGUGGGUUUUUGAGACGGAAUUCAUUUUUUCUAGGUUGACAUUGUGAGGGAGUAUUUACUAGUUAUCUAACUAUCAGUUUUAGUUUUAGGAUUCUGUCAGUUGUUCUGCUAGAACUGAAUCAUGGGGACCCUCAAGGAGUUCCAUAACACAGUCCCACUCUUAACCGUCACCCAUAACUUUCCACCUGAAAUGAAGAGCUGUGUACAUUACAUGAAUGUACGCUUUCAUCAUAAUGUUGUACAUGAAAUCAAACAGUAGUCAUUUUGCUUCACAUCAUGUCUAUUGAAGUGUUUACAUAUGAGUUCAUGACAGCCUGUGGGAUGUUCCCUCACAUAGGGAACAGCAGACAUCCACUGAAGGUGCUGUGGUUAUUGUGAUCGUCGUAGAUACAGUAGCCUGACAAGAGACUCAUUUGGACCAUGUCCCCUUUCUCCAACUCUAGAAUCGCUGCAUUGGAUAGAUAAUGGUUGGCCUUUUCAUUCCACUGACCGGACCACAUAACAGACUUGCCAUUCUUAUACAACAGAACAGACAACCCCUUGGAGGUUUUGUUGUCUAUGGCAGUGAAUCUGAUGAAGUAGACCCCUCUCACUGGUGCUGUGAAGAUACCUGCCUCAAGAGGUGCUGUGAGAUACCUGCCUCAAGAGGUGCUGUGAAGAAAUCUGUAUCAGAGGAGAGGCAGGGAGACAUCAGCACUGUUCAAGUCUCAGACACUGGAGCAGCAUGUUAGUGAUGUUGGACUACAGUACCUUUAGCCGGACCCCUGUGGACGUGUGUCUAUACAUGUAGAUUGGUAUGUAAGCGGUACCUGUAACUGAGCAGUAGGCUUGGCCGAUGUUGGGGAAGACUUUGCGGUAGACCACUGUGUUAAAAGGUCCUGCUGUAUGUCACGAACCGGCUCAAGUUCAUAACAAAAGGGAGACACGUGGAGACAAGGAAUACUCAAAGUAUAUAUUUAUUAACUAAAGUAAACUAAAUCAAAUAACAAUGGUGUGUGUAAUCAGUAAUCAGUAGUGUAAGUGAGUGUUUGCAUGCAUAAAUGUAAUAUGGAAAGGUGUUGAUAGGUGCCAAAGCAAACAACCAAAAAGCCACAAAAAUACCACAACCAAAAUCAAAGUAUCUGCCUGGAGAGAGUCUCCUCAAUGAAUGUGGAAGAGGUCCAUUUAUGCUGGGACACACCUGGCCCAGGUGUUUCCCAUGUAGCUGACGACCCUCCCAACUCCGCCCAUCGGCAUCCUAAUAAGGAAACAAGAGCAAAGAGAGAAUACGGCAGACAGAGUGGGAGGGUCGUCACAUAUAUUACCUAAACCAGCGUAGAAUGCCACCUUUGGUCUCUCUGUGAAGCCAAAAGGUUUUAGAGCAAUAUUGAGGAAUGUUGAGAAAGAUACAGGAACUAGUGAGACCAUAUUACAUGGUAACAGAUGACAUGAUGCUGAGAGUCUGUUUAUUGUGCUGUAUCUGCGUUCACUGUCUUCAGGUCUUCCACCGCUGUCUCACCAACAGUCACUCUGGCCCACAUGCCAGCUGCUUGGACUGGAAUUAUAGUAAAAAAUGAUCAGAUAUCAACAUUUAUAUAGAAGACCCAAUAUAAAAUAAGUAAUUUAGUACAGUAAUUUAAAGAAUGUGAGCAGUGUGUUUACACUUUUUAUUCUCUCUCUCUCGCUCGCUCGCUCCCUCCCUCCCUCCCUCCCUCCCUCCAGACCUGUCAGACAUAGACUUCCUAGAGGACUCGACCACAGAGAGCCUGCUGUUUAGUGGAGAUGAAUACAACCAGGUAGGGUUGUCACAAUACUACCAUCAUUUGUUUAUGGCAACAAAGAAAACACGAAGCAGACUAAACUCCAUGGCCCUUUAAGAACCUCCUCUAUGUAAAAGAUAGUGUGCUAUAGCUUAGGAAAUGUAUAUAUGUGACAACAUGACUAAGGGGGUUUGUUUUGAACCCUCCAACCAGGACUUUGACUCUCUGAACAUGGAGGACUUCCAGGAGGAGGAUGAGGACGGUACCCAGGAGAUCGUCCGCUGUAUCUGUGAGAUGGACGAGGAGAACGGAUUCAUGAUUCAGGUAUUGACUGGCUGACUGGCUGGCUGGCUGGCUGGCUGGCUGACUGACUGGUACCUGGCUGACUGGCUGGCUGACUGACUGACUGGCUGGCUGGCUGGCUGGCUGACUGGUGACUGACUGGCUGACUGACUGGCUGACUGACUGACUGACUGGCUGGCUGGCUGACUGACUGGUGACUGACUGACUAAUGACUGACUGACUGGUGACUGACUGGCUGACUGGCUGACUGACUGGCUGGCUGACUGGUGACUGACUAACUACUGACUGACUGGCUGGCUGGCUGACUGGCUGACUGACUGACUGACUGACUGGCUGGCUGACUGACUGGCUGGCUGGCUGGCUGGCUGACUGGCUGACUGACUGGUGACUGACUGACUGACUGGUGACUGACUGACUGACUGACUGACUGGCUGGCUGGCUGACUGGCUGACUGACUGGCUGGCUGACUGGCUGGUGACUGGCGGGCUGGCUGGCUGGCUGGCUGGCUGGCUGACUGGCUGACUGGCUGACUGACUGGAGCCCUCAGACUAUUGUUCUGGCUGAGGUAGGGUUGGAAAAUUCCAGUCCCUUGUGGUGUAAAUUCAACACCAGGGACACCUAUCAAUGUUAAAUGAAUCACUCUUUAUUAUCAGUUAACUGGAGAGGUUACAACAAACACACGUACAAAGUACAAGUCUGCCACAAGCUCCGCCAGGGCGGUCCCUUCAGUCCUCUUAUAUACUGCUACUCAAAAAACCUACAUAGGCCUGGUUCAUAGGGUUGGUUCCUGCAGGUGACUUCCAGAACAUAUUCUGGGUGUUGGUCUGAGGUGGUGGUCACAGUCACCUGCAGGAACCAGGAUGGAGCAGAGAAGAUGCAUACUGUGUACAUUUCAAGGCUAUCUCUUCAGACUAUAAAAUGUUCCCUUAUACCCUCUCCCCAAAUUCCCAGGUUUUCCAGAAAUCCUGUUUAGAAGAUUCCUGAAAUCAGGGCGGAAUAAGUCGGAAAUCUGGAAUCCUCCGACCGGGAUUUCUGUAAAAACUGGGAAUUUGGGGAGAGCAGACAUAGUAAUGGGGCCUAAACAUGUCUGUUGUUAUCAUGUGUUUAAACAUGGUUCAGACCUGGGUUCAGAUAGGAUUUGUUUCCCCCUAAACACACACACUUCAGUCUCUCUCUCUCUCUGUUUCAGUGUGAGGAGUGUAUGUGCUGGCAGCACAGUGUGUGCAUGGGGCUUCUGGAGGACAGCAUCCCAGAUCAGUACAUAUGUUACAUCUGCAGAGACCCUCCAGGUAACACACUGUAACUUCAUACCCUACACUCCCCUAACUAUAGAUCUAGGAUCAGAUUACUCUACUCCCCAACCUAAACCAUUAGGGGGAUGAAAAAUAAUCUCACCCUGUUGUCAGUGGUUAGAGGCAAUUUUUAGCCUGGUUCCCGAUUCGUGUGUGCUCUUGCCAACUCCAUUGCGGUCAUUGUCAAGCCAAACAUGACAGUGGCGCAGUGGUCUAAGGCACUGCAUCUCAGUGCUUGAGACGUCACUACAGACCCCCUGGUUCGAUUCCAGGCUGUAUCACAACCGGCCGUGAUUGGGAGUCCCAUAGGGCGGCGCACAAUUGGCCCAGCGUCGUCCGGGUUUGGCCGGUGUAGGCCGUCAUUGUAAAUAAGAAUUUGUUCUUAACUGACUUGCCUAGUUAAAUAAAGGAUUUUUAAAAAAAGAGUGACAAGGAGUUGGCGUGAUAGCACAAACAGACUGGCACUGAGGUUAGGCAACUUCUACCUACCCUAUACAAUUUACAAACAAGAUAUUCAUACAUUAUUAUUAUCAUCAACAUGUUGGUUGUCUUCCUGACGUAUCCGUUUGUUUUUGUUGUUUAGGUCAAAGGUGGAGUGCCAAAUAUCUCCAUGACAAAGACUGGUUGAACAAGGGUCACAUGUAUGGCCUGUCCUUCCUCUCUGAGAACUACUCUCAGCAGAACUCUAAGAAGACUGUCUCCACCCAUCAGCUGUUAGCAGACGUGUUCAGUGUUAACAACAUACUACACGGACUACAGCUCAAGAUGGACAUACUACAGUAGGUCACCUUUCAACACGAAGGGCAACAUUUUCAUCACACAAAAGAGUGCAGAUCUGUGCAAAGAAAACUGUGAAACCCAUUAUAAUGUUUUUUCUUCUUCAAAGAUGUGAGUUUAAAGGGGGCCCCAUAGGGCUCUGGUCAAAAGUAGUGCACUAUAAAGGAAACAGGGUGCCAUUUGAAACGCAGCCAUGGUCAUUUGGAGUUAAAAUGAACCGUUAUUUUCUUGUCCACCUAUAGGAACAAACACAAUCCCAAUUUGCACUUCUGGGCUCGGUCGUGGGUGAACUCUGACGAGGACCAGCCCAUGGGCGGUCUCCCUGACUGCAUUCACUUCACAGAUCACCUUGACGACAAAUCUCUGGACAACCAGAACUCCUCCAAGCCAGACACGUACAUCACCAGCGAACACAGGUACACGUUCAGCUGUCUGUGUAAUACGGUGUUUUUAGUAGUGAUGGGCACUGAUAUGCAAUCUAACAAUAUCCAUAUCGAAUUGAAUUAUUGAUAUUGGUGCCCGUCACUAGUUUACAGUGUGUUCAUAGAUGUAUGUGAUUGAUCAUUGUCUAGGCUUUGUAAUCACUCUUCUCUGCCCUACAGCUACCAGAAACCCCCCAGCCCCGGACAGCUGGAGCACCGGCCCGCUGCAGACCCCAAUAGCUCCAACAGCCAGGAGGGAGGAGGGGUGGGGGCGGAGUUGGUGGUGGCUAAUGCUAACCCCGCCUCCCACUCCAUCCAGUUCAAGGAAGAGGAGGUAAGAAAGGUGUUGAUCUUAAUUGCCUCUUGUUUAUUUAUUUUUUAAAUUAAAUUUUACCUUUAUUUAACUAGGCAAGUCAGUUAAGAACAAAUUCUUAUUUACAAUGACGGCCUACACCGGCCAAACCCGGACGACGCUGGGCCAAUUGUUUGCUUUUAAGAAGAUCACUUUAUUCAUCAGUUAUACACCAGGUCCAACUGGAAUGUGACUUCUACUUUAUCCCAACCCCUCCGAAAGACACACAUACAGGUUGGAGAUGUUGGAGCAGGGGGCUGCUUUAUCCCAACAACCCCUCAUAAAUACAAUACAUAUACUACAUGGAGAGGUUGGAGCAGGGGGCUGCCACACGGCACCGUGGAGCAGUUGUUUUGGGGUGUUAAGUGCGCAACGGCAGGCCAUGGUAUCUAGGAUUUGAUUCAAGUAACCCUCCGGUUGCCAGCUCACUUCCGGACAGAUUUUUCCUGUCAGACCCGGGAUUCGAACUGACAACCCUCCGGUUGCUGUCUCGCCUCUCUAACUACUAGGCUAUCGGCAUUCAUUUACAUUUUUUAACUGUAAAAUGUGUUGCGAUCAAUUUUGAUUUAGAUUUUGAUGGUUGAGUUAAUGCUGUGUGUUGUCAACAGAAGACGACUGCCGUGGCUUUGCCUGGCUGCCUGGAUGAGAGGGGUUCAGACUCAGUGCUGGAUGUGCCUGGCUGCCUGGAUGAGAGGGGUUCAGACUCAGUGCUGGCUGUGCCUGGCUGCCUGGAUGAGAGGGGUUCAGACUCAGUGGAACAUGCCAGGAACUGUCUCCAGUGGCAGAUGAACCUCCUCACUCACAUAGAAGAUGUUCAGAACCAGGUGGCAGGCAGAAUGGACCUCAUAGAGAAGGAGCUUGAUGGUAAAUGGGGUGGCCUGGGUGGUCUAGAGAAGGAGCUUGGUGGUAAAUGGGGUGGUCUAGAGAAGGAGCUUGAUGGUACAUGGGGUGGCCUGGGUGGUCUAGAGAAGGAGCUUGGUGGUAAAUGGGGUGGUCUAGAGAAGGAGCUUGACGGUAAAUGGGGUGGUCUGUCCUAUCCAAUAAAUACUGUCCUAUCCAAUAAACUAAUAAUACACUGUCCUAUCCAAUAAACUAAUAAUACACUGUCCUAGCCAAUAAACUAAUAAUACACUGUCCUAGCCAAUAAACUAAUAAUACACUGUCCUAGCCAAUAAACUAAUAAUACACUGUCCUAGCCAAUAAACUAAUAAUACACUGUCCUAUCUAUAAACUAAUAAUACACUGUCCUAUCCAAUAAACGAAUAAUACACUGUCCUAUCCUAUAAACUAAGAAUACACUGUCCUAUCCAAUAAACUAAUAAUACACUGUCCUAUCCUAUAAACUAAUAAUACACUGUCCUAUCCAAUAAACUAAUAAUACACUGUCCUAUCCUAUAAACUAAUAAUACACUGUCCUAUCCAAUAAACUAAUAAUACACUGUCCUAUCCAAUAAACUAAUAAUACACUGUCCUAGCCAAUAAACUAAUAAUACACUGUCCUAGCCAAUAAACUAAUAAUACACUGUCCUAGCCAAUAAACUAAUAAUACACUGUCCUAUCCUAUAAACUAAUAAUACACUGUCCUAUCUAUAAACUAAUAAUACACUGUCCUAUCCAAUAAACUAAUAAUACACUGUCCUAUCCUAUAAACUAAGAAUACACUGUCCUAUCAAUAAACUAAGAAUACACUGUCCUAUCCAAUAAACUAAUAAUACACUGUCCUAUCUAUAAACUAAUAAUACACUGUCCUAGCCAAUAAACUAAUAAUACACUGUCCUAGCCAAUAAACGAAUAAUACACUGUCCUAGCCAAUAAACUAAUAAUACACUGUCCUAUCCAAUAAACGAAUAAUACACUGUCCUAGCCAAUAAACUAAUAAUACACUGUCCUAUCAAUAAACUAAGAAUACACUGUCCUAUCUAUAAACUAAUAAUACACUGUCGUAUCAAUUAACUAAUAAUACACUGUCCUAUCCAAUAAACUAAUAAUACACUGUCCUAUCUAUAAACUAAUAAUACACUGUCCUAUCCUAUAAACUAAGAAUACACUGUCCUAUCAAUAAACUAAGAAUACACUGUCCUAUCAAUAAACUAAGAAUACACUGUCCUAUCCAAUAAACUAAGAAUACACUGUCCUAGCUUAUAAACUAAUAAUACACUGUCCUAGCUUAUAAACUAAGAAUACACUGUCCUAUCAAUAAACUAAGAAUACACUGUCCUAUCCAAUAAACUAAUAAUACACUGUCCUAGCUUAUAAACUAAUAAUACACUGUCCUAUCUAUAAACUAAGAAUACACUGUCCUAGCCAAUAAACUAAUAAUACACUGUCCUAUCUAUAAACUAAUAAUACACUGUCCUAUCCAAUAAACUAAUAAUACACUGUCCUAUCCAAUAAACUAAUAAUACACUGUCCUAUCCGAUAAACUAAUAAUACACUGUCCUAUCCUAUAAACGAAUAAUACACUGUCCUAUCCUAUAAACGAAUAAUACACUGUCCUAUCUAUAAACGAAUAAUACCAAUGGAGUGGGAGGGAAUGACUCUGUUGUAAAUGAAGAAGGAACUAACUCGUUCUUACCUUAUUAGAUCCUAACCGUCUCUCUCUCUCUACGUCCCUCAGUGUUGGAGAGCUGGCUGGAUUUCACUGGGGAGUUGGAGCCUCCGGACCCCCUGGCCAGACUGCCUCAGCUUAAACACCGCAUCAAGCAGCUCCUCACAGACCUGAGCAAGGUGCAACAGAUGAGCACCCUGUGUUCUGUGUGAGUUUGUGUUAGCCAGAGUCUGGCCUGGGUCUGGCCUGAGUCUGGUCUGGCCUGGGUUAGCAUGGCAACAGCACUAGGCACCUGGUGGCAUCACAGCACUGCACAUAGGAGAGUCCUAUCCAAACCCAGGGUGUACCCACUACCCGCUGACAUAGACAGACAGAACCCCCUCCUCUCUCUGUGGAGCCGAAGCACACCGUCUGCUGUGGGCCAUAAACUGUCAAACUGA